Molecule: messenger RNA, 1025 nt
Organism: Prorocentrum cordatum
Lineage: Eukaryota; Dinophyceae; Prorocentrales; Prorocentraceae
Source: the annotation of a GenBank genome assembly
CCAUUAUGUGCAAGCCAAUUGGAUUUUCACUGCCACCCUCUCCAGAUGCAUGCGCGUCAGGGCUACCAAACCGAUGGCGUCACAUCGGAGGCAUCGGCCUGGGUGCUGAGAUCAACGUGCCGAUCCACACGCUGAUGUAAAUUCUGAAUUCUACCCGCGAACCUUACCAACGCAUCUUGGAAUUAUGUUUGUCCAGAACCCAACGGGCACACGAUGCCUGGGAUCGAGACCACAUUGCCGAAAAUGCAUGUGUCCCGGCUUGGACAUUAGUCCUCCUCCCAAGUAAAGACCACAUGAGUAAACCUGGAGAACACAUGUCUCAGGGACGCAUUGCGCUGCUCGACUCUCGUGAAUGUGAGAUGUCAGCGCGUCGCGUUGAGGCCUGGCGGGCCAGGACAGGCAGAGCGACACGCUACACGAAAGUUCCUGACCGUGGCACAUCGUGGCCCGAAGCAAGUGCGCGGGCGGCGACGGGUCUCAGGAACCGUUUCGACAAAAAACACACGUCCGAGCGAUGCCAAGAAGCCGCCACGCCGAGGGGUGCCCUCCUUCUUUGCCCCCUCUGCGCCCGCGGCCGACACCGCACACAGCAACACCUGCGGGGAAGGCGGCGCCAGCGCCCGCGCGAGCAGGAGGAGGAGGAGGAGGAGGAGGGCGGAGCCGGCGCCCGCGCUCCGGGCGCGGGCGACGCCGCCGGGGUCGACGUCCGGACCGCGCGGCCGCUGGCCUCCGCCGCUGAAGCCUCGCCGGUCCCUGGGCCGACGCCAAGCGCGGCCCCGCUCCUCGGGGCCGGGGCGGCGGCGGGCGCCAGGCGGCCGCGCGCGACGAGAGCCCCAGCGGCUCCUCCAGCGCUCCUCCUGCUGGCUCGCCGCGAGGUGCGGAACGGCGCCAGGCUUAGGUCGGGCAUGUUCUCCUGCAGGCAGGCUUUGGGGCCAAAGUUCAAAAUAAGCAAAAGAUGCACAAACAUCACCUAGCAUAGUUGAAGAAAUGUCCCCAGACUAUUUUUUAGUACCUGUACGACCACC